Molecule: messenger RNA, 1893 nt
Organism: Hevea brasiliensis (rubber tree)
Lineage: Eukaryota; Viridiplantae; Streptophyta; Magnoliopsida; Malpighiales; Euphorbiaceae
Exons: 4
Coding region: 1-1893 (630 amino acids)
Molecular function (GO): RNA-DNA hybrid ribonuclease activity; nucleic acid binding
Source: RefSeq, a predicted model, not a curated record
AUGCCGGGAAUUGGUCGAGAUAUAGUACAACAUAAGAUCCCCACAGACCCUAACAUGAGGCCAGUAAAACAAAAGAAGCGUCGGCUUAGGCCAGAAUGGGAAGAAAAGAUAGCUCAAGAGCUGAAAAAGCUCAUUGAGGCUGAUUUCAUUGAAGUAAUUGAGUAUCCCGAAUGGUUAGCCAACAUUGUGCCAGUCCCCAAGAAGGAUGGGCGAGUUCGGAUGUGUGUAGAUUAUAGGGACCUGAAUAAGGCUACUCCUAAGGAUGAUUUCCCAUUGCCUCACAUCGAUGUGCUUAUUGACAGUGCUGCUUGCAUGGCCAUGUACUCUUUCAUGGAUGGUUUUUCGGGACAUAAUCAGAUCCUCAUGGAUUUGAUAGAUAAAGCAAAGACAGCUUUUAUCACUGAAUGGGGGACUAAUUGUUAUAAGGUCAUGCCUUUUAGGCUAAAAAAUGCUAGCAAGCUGUUAGGGCAUAUGAUCAGUAGAAAAGGGAUUGAGGUUGACCCAGAUAAGGUGAAGGCAAACCAGGAGAUGUCAGCCCCAAGAACAGAAAAAGAGAUUAGAGGUUUCUUAGGAAAAUUACAGUACAUCAGUAGGUUCAUAGCUAGGCUCACAACUACCUGUGAACCAAUUUUUAAGCUACUAAGAAAGAAUCAACCAGUGGUGUGGAAUGAGCAAUGUCAAGAGGCAUUUGAAAAGAUAAAGCAGUACCUGAGCAAUCCACCAAUUUUUUCACCACCCAUCCCUAGCAUCCCUCUAAUCCUCUACCUAUCAGUGGAAAACAUGGCCUUGGGGGCAAUGUUGGCACAAGAAGUAGAGAAUAUAGAGAGAGCCAUCUAUUACAUCAGUAAGAAACUCCUUGCUUAUGAGGAGAAUUAUUCACUAAUAGAAAAAACACAUGCAGGUGUAGUAUGGGCAACUAAGAAGUUAAGGCACUACUUUCAGACCUAUCGAGUUAUUGUAGUAUCCCGGAUGGAUCCUUUAAAGUACCUAUUUGAAGUACCGACGCUAGUUGAAAAAUUGGCCAAAUGGUUGGUCCUACUGUCUGAAUUUUAUAUUGUGUAUGAGACUCGAAAAACCAUCAAAGGGCGUGUAGUGGCCGAAUUUCUUUCUGAAAAUCUAGUUAAUGAAGAGGAAGAAGUCGAAACAGCCUUCUCGGAUGAGAGUCUUAAGCUAGUAGAGGUCCAGCCAUGGAAAAUGUACUUUGAUGGGGCCAUGAAUAAGAGCGGAGCCGAAUAUGAGGUUUGCAUUUGUAGCAUAGAGGCAUUAAUAGCUGUUGGGGCUAAAAAAGUGGAGGUGUUUGGAGAUUCAAUGCUAGUAGUUUCCCAUAUUAAAGGUGAAUGGGAAUUGAAAGAAGAAAAGUUGAGGCCAUACCUGGAGUAUGCUAAGAAACUAUUAUUUAGCUUUGAGGAAGUGACAAUGAAACACAUGCCUAGAGCUCAGAACCAAAUGGCUGAUGCUCUAGCCACGCUAGCAUCCUUAUGGGAGAAGGGUGAUCAGAAGUUGAACCAGCCAGUUAUCCUGAUGAGGAGUAGAAUCCCAUGCUAUGAAGGGUUAAUAAUAGCACAUUUAGAUCUAGAAGAUGAGAUGAAAUGGUAUGAGGACAAAAGAAGAUAUUUAGAGGUAAGAGAAUACCCACAGUCAGCCAAUAGUAGGGAUAGAGCUACAAUUCGUAGAUUAGCCACUCAGUUCACUUUGGCUGGGGGGCAACUCUACAAAAGGUUCUUCGAAGGACUAUUGCUCUUGUGUGUGACAAAAAAGCAGUCUGAGCAGAUAAUGGAGGAAGUACAUGCAGGAGUGUGUGGUCCUCACAUGAACGGAAGGUAUGACUUCACCGUGGCCAUUCUCAAUAUGGGGCAUAGACAUUAUUGGGAAGAUUUCUCCCACGGCUUCUAA